Phasianus colchicus (ring-necked pheasant) is the source of this 5438-nucleotide messenger RNA. It is a transcript of the gene IQCH, whose product is annotated as IQ motif containing H. The record is from RefSeq and is a predicted model, not a curated record. Gene Ontology annotation, molecular function: protein binding. Lineage: Eukaryota; Metazoa; Chordata; Aves; Galliformes; Phasianidae.
GUCGCGUUGCCAUGGGAGCGGGCGGCGGGCAUGGCCGGCACUGCGGGGCGCGGAGAGCGGGCGGGAGCCGUGCUGCUGCUGCGGGUUCGAGAAGAUCUGCACAAGCUUAAAGACAAGGUGAAAAAUAUCAGCUUGAAAGGGAAUGUGGAAGCUGAGGAUAUCAGCGACCUGGAAACUGCAAUUGAAAGGACUGAGUUUGGGCUGCGAAAACAUGCCGAAAACUAUUUAAGUGCUGUAAGCAGACAAGUGUUAACUAUUUCUGCUACUGACAAUGAAGAAGUACAUUCCAAACAGCCCCCUGAAUGGGGCCUUCAAUGUGGUGCUUCUGAGAACCAGCUGGUUUUACCACCGGUGCCCGUUGAGCCCAUGACUGCCCAGGCCUGCAGCAGAGCAGCACUGUGCCUUUCUCCAGGCUCACAGAAGCAGCUAGAAAUGGAUAUGAAGGUUAUGCUUGACCCAGAAAACAUCAAUAAGAAAGCUGUUUUGAAACAACAGAGCUAUGAGACCAGGCUGCCACGUAUAACUAAGAAAAAGCCUGCUCCUACACGUAGUCAGAAGGGAGUGAAGGGUCAAACCACCAGCCAGCUUGGGGUUUUGCCUGCCUCUCAUCGUGUGGACUCUCCCUUACCCCUGUUAGAAGAAGAUAUGAAGAAAGAUAUUCUGAGCCUAACUGAACGAAGGCUUAUCCCUCCAGCAGCAAAGGUAACUCUUCAGACACCUGUUGUAUCCAAAGCAGCUCCUCUCCAUGAAUUCCACAGGCAGCACAAGAAGUCAGCUAUAGGAGAGAUUAGUAGUAAGGUGGAACCUGUGAGUACAGACACUUCCACCUUUCCAAGCUCAAUGGAAGCAACUGGCGGCUCAUACUCCUCUGGCAAAGGUAAUACUGCAUCAUUGCUACCCAGCUGCUCCCUGGAUUCGACCAGAAAAUCAAAGCCAAUGCACUCAUACCCGGCUCAGCAGCUUCAGUGUGAGCUGCAGGCUGCACAGACACAGGAUCCAUCUCCUGACUGCAACAUUGCUGUUUACCACGGCACUAUAGACCAGACUGCUCCAGGCUUUCUGGCAUUCAAACAACGUCAUUGUUUGUCCUGGGGGAGCAUUGUCUAUUUUUUGGAACGCACGGAGAAGCUGCUCAAGGACUACGCCGUACCAUUGGCUACAAUAAGCUGUCAGAAGUUGGUGGAAGCAGCAUCGGACUUUGUGCUUAACGAGAAUCCCACCAAAAGUGACAUACUGGCAGUGAUAAAGAAUCGAUCGACUGUGGAAAAGAUUUUAAAUCGACCUGGCCAAAGAUACAAAGGCCAAGGGGGUACUGAAAUGGCGGCUAUAAAGAUCCAGGCAGCGUGGAGACGUUACCAGGCCAGGAGAGCCUACGUCCGGUUCAGGCGGCAGCAGUGGGCAUCAGGUGUGAUUGCCAUUUCUUGGCUCCUGCACAAUCACAUGGCACGUGUGAAAAAGAGCCUGAAGGAAUCACGUCAGAGACACCUGGAGAAUUUUUACAUCAGGGCCAAGCAUCUGGCAGCCAACUGGAAUCGCAUCAGGACCUCCAGGAGGACUAUUAUCCAUAUCCCAUCAUUAGGAUAUUCCCAGAGCAUCCGUGAACAUAUUCCUGAUCUUGCUCUUCAACAGAACUUGCAGCUGGGAAGGCUGUGCGACAUCCUGGAUGCCAACGUGGACGUCAUCUACAUCUGCCCCCUUCGUCUGAGUGAGGAGUUACUGCAGUAUUACAAUAAACUCCUGGGUCUGCAGGCAGCUGUUAGAUCUGGGAACCCUGAGGACAUGAGUGACCUGCAGGACAGGUUCAAAAUUCUCACCCCUGAAGCUAUAAACAGCUUCCCUAAGCAUCACAUGUGCCUAGCCACUCAGCUGAAGUACAGUCCCAAGACAAUCCAAAGAAUAAAAAUCCUUAUCCAGAGUAGAGAUGCCUACAUUGUCGGAGGGGUUCCCCACAAAGAUGAUCUAGCAGUGGCUGACAUGUUAAAUGUGCCUAUAUUGGGCUCGGUGCCAGAAGUGGCUCAUCUCUAUAGUACCAAGUCUGGAAGUAAACGAAUUUUUGCCAGUGCUUGUGUGCCAACCCCUCCUGGAGAAUCUGACAUCUACAGCCACGAACAGCUGGUCAGUGCUCUCAGCCAGCUGAUUGUGGACAACAUGGAAGUGCAGCGCUGGCUGUUUAAAAUGAAUGACGAAUCUGGAGGGAACGGCACUGCCUUCUGUGAUAUUAUCUUGCAUUUGGAGUGCUACCACUGGGUUCUAAAGGAACGUCAGAAGCACAGCCCUGAGACAUGGAGUAAGAAGUGGGCACACGAGCCAGCUUUGGUGAAGAUCUCCCAGGAGCUGCCGGGCCUUUUAGCACAGCACGUACAGCCAGUCAAUGAGAAACGAUUCCCUACAUGGGAAAAAUUCCUCCAAACAUUUCUUAGUCAAGGUGGUGUGAUAGAAGCCUUCCCGCUCUCAGAAAAUGUCACAAACCUUACAGUGGAUAUGCUGAUAGAGCCAACGGGUGAGAUAAAAGUCGUGUCGUCAGGAGACCAGCUCCAUGCUGACGGACCUCUGCGAUCAUCUGGCACUACCAUUCCACAAAGUUCUGUUGAUCCAGCAGUUCUUAAUUCACUCUGCUUAAAAAUUGGAGAAGCCUGUAAAUCGAAAGGAGUGCUUGGUUACUUCUCAGUGGAUUUUGUGACCUUCAUUCAUCCACAAACAAUGGAACAGCAGGUAUGGGCAACAGACCUUGACCUUUGCUAUAGUGACCAGCUGGCCUUGACUCAGCUCACGCUGUAUGUGUCAGAUGGAAACCUGGAUUGUUGCUCUGGCCUUUCUGCAGUACCUCUUGGUUUGAGGCAAAUGAAAAGCCAAUGCACUCAGCUCAAGGAGACAAAAACACCUUCUCCAGGAAGCAGCCGCUGUGCAGUAGCAAGCAGUCAGCUGAGGCACUCCAGUCUUUCAGUCAUCUACUACAGUGUUCUCCUCCAGAUGUGUAAAGCUCAUGGUAUUGGAUUUGACCUCCAGGAAAAACAGGGAACUGUUUUCAUAUUGUAUGAUGAUCAGAAGCGAUACAGAUUGGGAAUGAUAACAAUCGGAGAGGAUCUCCAGGGGGUCCUCAUGACCUUUGCUCGCAAUCUCUUCAUCAUCCAUCAAGAAAUAUCAGCACCUAAUAUGCAAGGCGAGACCAAUUUUAAGAUGGCAAUUCAGGAUAUUGAAGCAAUUCUAGGAGUUACAGCAGAAAACAAACUGAAAUUGGAAGAAGAGCAUCCUUCAAAAGCAGAUGCUCUGAAAGAAUAGUUAACAGAAGAUGUUUAAGUGUUCUUUAUGCUUCUGGAAAUGCUUUCUCAUCUGUAAGAACACGUUUGGUUUUCCUUCUGCACUGGCAUGUGAAUAUAACCUGGGACAAUAAGUAUCCAUGAUUUUUGAAUACAGUAAUUACAGAAAUAGCCCUUAUUUCACAAAAUAAACUAUUCAAAAACAGAGUAUCAUAGUAAACAUCCCUAACAUGUUUCUGUGGAACAAACCUUUCUGUUCCUAGAAUCAAAAAUCCUAAGUGAGAUUUGCUUUGCUAACAUUCCCAUAGAAGUGGUGUACCCAGACCUCAUGAAGUAUUCCAGUAAUUUUGUCUCUGGUGUUAUAAAAUAAAAAUGCCACUCUCUACAUUUUAAUGCUUCCCUGCGUGUAUGUAGAGAUACCAUCCUGUAUUUGUCACUAGAUCAGAUCACCAGAUCAUUCCUGAUUGAAAAUAGCCCUGGGAUCCCAAACUCCCUUUUGAACCUACUGUCUACUAAAAUAAAGGCUUCCAGCAGAGGAGUAAGUCCUGGGUUCUUCUACAUGUAAAUAAUUCACUUCAUUGCUUUCUUAUCCAGAAGUCCAGCAUCUCAGGUUCCUCUUUAGAACUGAACGUCUUUAUUGCUAUCAUUCCUGUAUUUUAUUAUCUACAAGCUUUUGCAGCAGUUAUUUUAUGCUCAGUUUCAAAUUAUGAAAAAUAAUAGUAAUAACAUUGGUGCAACAUUAGAUUCUGAGAAUCACGUUUGUACUAUAAUUCCCAGUAUGCUGUGACUUUUGCAGACCUCUUCAUCAGAUAUAUUCUGCAUUUCAGAUACUGCUGACUUGUUCGUCAGAAUUAUUGUGUGUUUUACAUUGAGAACAACUGCUACAUUUGUACCUUUGUCCAUCAGAUCCGUAACCUUAUCCCAAAAGAAAACACAUUCUAAAUUAUACUGUAGAAGAGCUCAUCUUUCUCCCUUGGAUGCUUAUUAUUGUAUUAUGCAUGGCAAAAUGGACUUACUACCCAAAAACCUCAGGCAAAAUCAGUUUUAAGACAAAUUAUUAAUGUGAGCAAGCAAUGAGAGAUCAGCAUCUACUUUUUCCAGUGCCUCUGAGUCUUUGACCUAUCAGUUUCACACACAGCCUUCUGUGUUAAUGUUUUUCUCUUCUUCCUUAGUCACAGAAGUAACUCCUUGCAGAUGGGUUUCAACUAAAAAUCUAAGCAUAUUUUUGUUUAAUUCUUGUUUGUUCUUGUACCUUUUUUGAUAUCAUCUCAAUGUUGUCUUGUUUUUUUUCCACAUAAAUUUUACACAGAUUUUUGUAAUAUGAAAUUUAGCCAGUGAACAUACUUCCUAGAAGUUUUCAUGGUUAGUAAUGAAAACAACAUAGGUCUUUUGGGCUGUGAAAGGUAUAGCAGAGAUCUCUCACUUGCCGAGAAAUAAUUUGCUAAGAAAACAUAGUAUAAUUUCUCAUUUGUUCUUCUAACAAGAUGAGCUGUUUUUGUUCUGUGAUCUUCUUCGACAAGCUACAGACUAAUAUGCAUUUCUUACCUUCUCCUCACUGCAUUCUGUUUUAGUGCCAAGCUACCCUUCAAGGAUUUUUCACCUAGAGCUUGAUCUCCAAGCUCUAUUAAUGUCCCAGUUUGGUCAAUUAAAAAAAAAAAGAAAGAAAAAAGCAGAAACCUGGGGUAGGAGGUAUAGAAGAACACAUCAGUAUCAGCCUAGGAGUCAGCUAGUUUCUUAAGGGUUAAGGAAAAUUAAGCUUUGAUCCAAGCCAGAACAACAUAAGGUCUUAGAGGCUCAUUAGUUCACUGGCACUUAGUAGACUUCAGUGUCCUAGGAGUAAAUGAAAUCUGCACUUCCUUAUGUCUUUGUUCUAUUCUGACAAAAGACAACUGUACCUGUUUUUGCAGAGGACAAGUGAUCUGAAAGUUCCCGUGGUGAGAGAGAUUUCUCAGUAUGUGUAAAGUGUGAAAUGUAUUUCGAGGAAAAAAGUUUUUAAUUACUAUUAACACUUCUGAGUGUUGAGCUGAUGGAUGGAUGGAUUCACAGUCUCUCACAUUCAACUCCCAUGCUGCUGGUGCCAAAAGUGUUUUGUUUUUUUUUUUAAUACAACAGCUAUAAACUGAAAUUAUCAUUCUCCAAAAAGAAGUCAGAAAUAUAGCUAUUGUUCUCCUGACUAUGGAA